GCGUAAGCCGAACCCAAAACCUUUAGUCAACUCGCAUUGUUACAUCGAAAUUCUCACAGAUUUACGGCAAAAUAAUCAUUGUUCCCCUCUGCCAAGCCUCAACCAAAAGAGAGCAUCACACACACAUUACUAUCAGUCAACCAAAUUGUUUGUUGAAAUGCCGCCAGACAAAAAGGGGGACACGAAGCCUCUGGAUAAAAUUCUCCUCAGCCAGCGACGCAGUCUGCAGAAAAUGCAGCGGGAAAUGGCGGAGCUGCCUCAACUACGUGUGCCCAGAGGGAAGAGACAGGAUGCCCGACAGAAUCUGCAGCGCCACAAGAGGACGCCCGAGUACUACAUGAAUGUGCUCAAGAUGCUCAGCAUUGUGGUGACGAUCUGCCUGCUCUUUGCCAUCAUUCCCAUCUACAAAAAGUGCCAGGGCGUCCACAAGCCACUGAAUCAUUCAGUCAUUCUCCUUUGGAACCAAGGCCCCGCCUGGGAGCGUUCCGUGCACAUGGAGUGCGGCUGUGUGGUGACAUCCGACAGAGACUUUCACGCCAAACCCUUCGAUGCGAUUGUCUUUAAUGCCGAUCAGCCGUACUCUCCACUUGGCCUCGAGAGUGUUCACCACACCGCUGAUCAUCUGGUGGUGUUCUCUGGCAGUGCUCCCCUGAGUCAAACACAGAAUCCGAUUCCCUUUCUCAAGGCACCAUUCAAUCUGACAAUGAGCUAUCGCCUGGACUCGGAUCUGGUGUGGUCCGAGUAUUACUUUUCGCUGCACAAUGAGACGAGCCGUCUCAAUGCUUUCGAGCAGCCAAUUGAGAGCUACUCCAAGGGAAUGUCUGCGCCCAUGAUUGUGGGCCUGCAUGAGCACCUGAAGCUAAAGGAUCGCCUGGCGGUGUACAUGAUGUACUUGGUGAAUGAACAGACAAUGGCGGAGAGUUAUUAUCUGAUGGAAAUGCGCAAACAUGUGGAAUUGGAGGCACACGAAAGCUGUAGAGGUUAUCAUGCCUGCAGCGCCUAUUACUUUAUGCUCAUCUUUGAGCCCAGCUCCUGUCCGGACUUUGUGCACCCACAAUUCUAUCAGGCACUCGACAAGUUCAUGGUGCCCGUGCUCAUAGGCGGUGGCAAUCUAACAAAUCUCGUGCCGCCCGGCUCCUACGUCAACAGUCGGGACUUUGCCACCGCCAAACUGCUGGUGGAGCAUCUAAAGGCGCUGAUGGCACAGCCGGAGCUGUAUCAACGCUACUUUUGGUGGCAUUCCAAGUACAAGCUACGCUCCACCUUUGAGCCUUACUGCUCGCUGUGCCAUCUGCUCACGCAGCGACAUCAGCCACAGACACUGAAUCCCCAGGAGGUGCCACAGGAGGAGCAGCAGCAGACAAUAGCAGCAGCAGCAGCAGAGGGAGCACAGGGAGUCCCCUCCUUUCCCGUUGCCGUGCAUCUUCCCUUUGUCGACUGGUGGCAGCGCUACCAGUGCCCCAAUCGAACGAACCGCUUUUAGCUGAGCCUUCGGCUCCUUCCCCCACACUCAGAAACCGCAAACUCACACACACACAAACAAAUAUAAUUACCAACGAUCGCAAAUUGGCCGCAUCGUUCGCUUCAGUUUUGUUCCGAGUUAA
This is a messenger RNA of Drosophila guanche, 1604 nucleotides long. RefSeq names its product alpha-(1,3)-fucosyltransferase C. Gene Ontology annotation, cellular component: membrane. Gene Ontology annotation, molecular function: alpha-(1->3)-fucosyltransferase activity. Lineage: Eukaryota; Metazoa; Arthropoda; Insecta; Diptera; Drosophilidae. The record is from RefSeq and is a predicted model, not a curated record. Bases 158 to 1483 code for a protein of 441 amino acids. The transcript has 2 exons.